This is a messenger RNA of Oikopleura dioica, 1257 nucleotides long. Lineage: Eukaryota; Metazoa; Chordata; Appendicularia; Copelata; Oikopleuridae. The record is from the annotation of a GenBank genome assembly.
AUGGAGGAUCAACUCACGACGGACAACGAAAGCUCAAAGAUUGCCUCUCGCCCAGCUUCGGCCAUCAUGGAGGAACGAGUCACGGACAUGAUUCCAGAAGAGCCAGUGAUGUCGCAGCCAGACUCACCUGACGAUUCUUUCCAACCAGAUAUUUCCCUCAACGCAAGAAGCAGUGCCGAGAGUUCAAGACUCCAGCCCGAGACGAGUGACGCCAUCAACACCAGGCCAGAUGACUGGGAACGUCGAGAAAAAGACAACGGAGUUCCUUACUACGUUGAUCAUGUGAGAAAGAAGACAGUAUGGACUCACCCAGACCUCACCGAGUUCAUCACUGGUUUGCAAGUUCUCAACGAAAUUCGGUUCCCCGCCUAUCGGACCGCCAUCAAGCUCCGCAAAAUCCAGAUGAAGCUCACUUCGGACAACUUCAACAUUGAAAAUAUGCAGAAGGCAUUCAGAACUGUUUCUCCUGAUCCAACUGCAACGAUCGAGGUGAUAAUUUUGGCUGAGAUUCUCUAUGAUCUGUACGAAAAUUCUAAGCGGCGCGCUUAUCAGGCCGACUUGACUCUCAAUUGGCUGCUCUCCGUUUUCAACCCUAAGCGAGAAGGAACCAUUCCAGUUCUCUGUGUCAAGGUUGGCCUCGUUGCUUUGUGUGGCGCACAGCUGGAGCAAAAGUACAGAUAUCUUUUCACCGCUACCAGUGGUGCGAAGAGAACGAUGAACAAGGAAGGCCUCAAAGCUCUUGUCUACGUUCUGUCUCAAAUUCCAUACCAUCUUAACGAACACGUCGCCUUCGUUGGAAACGAGCUCAACGUGGAUCCGACUGUCGAAAGCUGCUUUCAACACAGAGCGAACCCCAAGAGUCCAACUCUUCACAUGGACGACUUCAUGAACUGGUGUUCUCUUCAACCUGAGUCUAUAGUUUGGCUUCCUAUUCUUCACCGAACGAUCGCAGCCGAGAAAGUCACUCAUAAUGUCAAAUGCCAGUGCUGUAGAAAUAAAGACUUCACUGGCUUUAGAUACAAAUCCCUCAAGCGAUUCCGACAUGAUCUUUGUCAAGAAUGCUAUCUGUAUGGCAAGGCUAAUGAAAAGAAGCUCGUUCAUUCGCCCUUGGUCGAGUAUUAUAAUCCGACAGGAAUAAGAGAAAACAUCCGGGAUUUUAUGCGAACUGCUCAGAACAAAAUUCCUUUCUUGCGCAAGAAAAACAUCAAGCUAGACUACCGAUAUUAUCUUCCGAUUAAUCCUCAACAAAGCCCGUAA